GCGGCUGGUGGGGAGCGUGUGCGCGGCGCCGGGGGCUGAGCCAGCGGCGGGGAGCCGAGCCCCGGGACACUUGGGAGGAAGAAGAGGAGGAGGAGGAGAGAGGAGGAAGAAGGGGCCGCCCUUGGCCUCGGCCCCGCCAUGCCGGGCCCCACCGGGGAGCGUGGCCCGGUGGCAGCAGCACCCCGAGGGCUGUGAGCGGCCGCGGGUCUGGCCGGGGUGGGGGGUGUGGGGGGGCAGCCCCGGAGCGGCAUGGCCAGCCCCGACCCCCCCGCUGCCGCUGCCGCCGGGAUUUAGCCGGUGCCUGGAUGCUUUCGCCUCCCGUUGGCACUUCGGGAGGGCAUGUCCCUCCGGGCCCCGCCUGCUCCCUGACUGCCCGGUGAAGGGCUUCGCCGCCAGCCCCGUCCCGCCACCGGCCCCGGAGAGGGGGAAGCGCCCGCCCGCCCCGGCCCCGCUGCUCCGGUGGGUGCCGGGCGGGGGGGGCGCCGGGCACCGGUAACUUGGGUUUUAGCGUCUCCUCCGGUACCGGCUGGGGACAGCCCCCCCGCUCCGUUUCUUGACGGGAUUUGGGUUAAAACUUCGGCUUUUGGGGAGCCCCGAAGAUGCCUUUCCACCCGGUGACGGCGGCUUUGAUGUACCGGGGGAUCUACACCGUCCCCAACAUCCUCUCCGAUCAGCGCCCAGUGGAGAUCCCCGAGGACGAGCUGGAGGAGAUCCGUGAAGCCUUCAAGGUGUUUGAUCGGGAUGGCAACGGCUUCAUCUCCAAGCAGGAGCUGGGCACGGCCAUGCGCUCCCUGGGCUACAUGCCCAACGAGGUGGAGCUGGAAGUCAUCAUCCAGCGUCUCGACAUGGACGGUGAUGGGCAGGUGGACUUUGAGGAGUUUGUGACGUUACUGGGGCCCAAGCUCUCCACCUCGGGCAUCCCAGAGAAGUUCCAUGGCACCGACUUCGACACGGUCUUCUGGAAGUGCGACAUGCAGAAGCUGACGGUGGACGAGCUGAAGCGGCUGCUGUACGACACCUUCUGCGAGCACCUCUCCAUGAAGGACAUCGAGAACAUCAUCAUGACAGAGGAGGAGAGCCACAUGGGCACGGCCGAGGAGUGCCCCGUCGACGUGGAGACCUGCUCCAGCCAGCAGAUCCGUCAGACCUGCGUGCGGAAGAGCCUCAUCUGCGCCUUUGCCAUCGCCUUCAUCAUCAGCGUGAUGCUCAUCGCUGCCAACCAGGUGCUGCGCAGCGGCAUGAAGUAACGGAGCCACCUCCACCCAGCUCCUGCCACCGACGGGGGGCCGCGCCCAGAGCGAGGAGUACCGGGACAGACAGACGUCCACCUCCACAUCUGACUCAGACACACGAACCCCCGCCCUGGGACGGGAGGGGCGGGGGGCGCAACCCCGAGGAGAGGCCACCCCGCGCCGGGUCCCCGCCGCGCCGGGCGAUGCGAGCGCAUGGCUGCUUGCAGAGCAUGGGGGGAUCCGAGACCCCCAAAGUCACUGAAACGCCCCAGACCCCCCCACGCCGGACAAACCAACCCGUAAGUGCAUGUCCCGUGCAUGGAGCCCCGUGUGCCGCCCUGCCCUGCGCCGGGGGUGGGUCAGAGCCCCCCGCCCCGGGCGCCGGCUCCCGUCGGGCUCGCCGACACUAGCGCCUAUCGCUCGGUAAUCACGACACGAACCAAAUCACCCCUAAGCAAUACACGCGCCCGAGGUGGCUCCUGCGGCUGGGAGCGUUUGCAUGGACUUGGCUGCCAAGGGCUGGAUUUCACCCCCCCACCCCGCCUGUGCCCCCCACCCCGGCCCUGCGCCGUGCCUCAGUUUCCUCCCCUUCCAGAUGGUUCCCCAUCUGCUUGAUGCACUUUGAGCCGACCCAGCCCAGGAAGAGCCGGAGCGACCCCAAGGCCGGGGAGCCCGCGCCGGCCAGGGCCACCCGCCUGCACCCCUGCCCCCCUCCCCCUGCCCAGCCUGUAUGUAGCACCCACCUGGGCACCGGACUGGUUUGAGUUUGAGGCUGUUGCUCAUUCCUUGGAGUUGGUUCGGGGUUGUUUUUGUCUUCUUUU
This is a messenger RNA of Dryobates pubescens (Downy woodpecker), 2053 nucleotides long. It is a transcript of the gene CABP7, whose product is annotated as calcium binding protein 7. Gene Ontology annotation, molecular function: calcium ion binding. The transcript is spliced from 5 exons. The record is from RefSeq and is a predicted model, not a curated record. Lineage: Eukaryota; Metazoa; Chordata; Aves; Piciformes; Picidae. Bases 600 to 1247 code for a protein of 215 amino acids.